AUGUCCGACUUCAACGCCAUUGCUCAGCAGUUCGUCCAGUUCUACUACAAGACCUUCGAUGAAAACCGCGCUGGUCUCGGUGCCCUCUACAAGGAGCAUUCUAUGCUCACCUUUGAGCAACAACCAACUCAGGGUUCAGCCGCCAUUGUAGAGAAGCUCCAGAACCUGCCAUUCCAGGAGAUCCAACAUCGCACCGACACCGUCGACGCUCAGCCUUCUGCUGACGAUGGUAUCCUCGUUCUGGUCACUGGUGCGCUUCUGCUUGCGGGCGAGUCCAAGCCAAUGAGCUUUACUCAGGCUUUCCAGCUCAAGAACGCUGAGGGCAACUGGUUUGUGCUAAACGACGUUUUCCGUCUCGUAUACCCCGCCGCAUAG
Messenger RNA from Alternaria arborescens, 375 nucleotides. RefSeq lists its product as hypothetical. Gene Ontology annotation, cellular component: nuclear pore central transport channel. Bases 1 to 375 code for a protein of 124 amino acids. Gene Ontology annotation, biological process: protein import into nucleus. The transcript has 6 exons. The record is from RefSeq and is a predicted model, not a curated record. NCBI's taxonomy places the organism in Eukaryota, Fungi, Ascomycota, Dothideomycetes, Pleosporales, Pleosporaceae.